CGCGGCGGGCCGCCGGGGCCGUGUGCGUCUGCGCGGCGGCGCGGGAGCGGCAUGGCGUUCCGGCAGGCGCUGCAGCUGGCGGCCUGCGGGCUGGCCGGGGGCUCGGCUGCCGUGCUCUUCUCGGCUGUGGCGGUGGGCAAGCCGCGGGCGGGCGGGGACGCGGAGCCGCGCGCGGCCGAGCCGCCGGCGUGGGCCGGGGCCGCGCGGCCCCCUGGCGUCUGGGACUCCAACUGGGACAGGCGAGAACCACUGUCUCUGAUCAACCUGCGCAAGAGGAACGUGGAGUCUGGAGAAGAAGAACUGGCGUCCAGGCUGGACCACUACAAAGCCAAGGCCACGCGGCACAUCUUCCUCAUCAGGCAUUCUCAGUAUCAUGUGGACGGCUCCCUGGAAAAGGACCGCACUCUGACCGCGCUGGGUCGUGAACAGGCUGAACUAACUGGGCUCCGACUGGCCAGCUUGGGGUUGAAGUUUAAUAAAAUUGUCCACUCCUCCAUGACUCGGGCAGUAGAAACCACCGAGAUCAUCAGUAAGCACCUGCCAGGCGUCUGCAGGGUCAGCACAGACCUGCUUCGGGAAGGCGCCCCCAUCGAGCCCGACCCACCCGUGUCUCACUGGAAGCCAGAAGCUGUGCAGUAUUAUGAGGACGGAGCCCGGAUCGAGGCUGCGUUCCGGAACUACAUCCACCGAGCAGACGCCAGGCAGGAAGAGGACAGUUACGAGAUCUUCAUCUGUCACGCCAACGUCAUCCGCUAUAUCGUGUGCAGGGCGCUGCAGUUCCCUCCCGAAGGCUGGCUCCGGCUCUCCCUCAACAACGGCAGCAUCACCCACCUGGUGAUCCGACCCAAUGGCCGGGUAGCGCUCAGGACCCUUGGGGACACAGGGUUCAUGCCUCCUGACAAGAUCACCCGGUCCUGAGGGCUGCCCGUGGACUGUGCCCUUUAGCUACGGCCUGGCACUGGCCUUCCCUUGCCCGUCUUCCCUGCACAGACUGUGACGCAGUUUCGUUUUGCUUCUUGAGGAAGAGGCUGGCAGAAAAGUAGGAACUGCUGUUUGGUGCUUCCAGCCCAGGCUGAAGGGCAGACUUGGAUCAGAGCCAAGACGGCCUCGUGGAGUUCCGGGUGAUGCCCUCUUCUCAGCGGACUGACGCGGUCACUUCUGGACUACGGCACAUCUGUACCCAGGGCCCGGCUCCACCAGCUGCCAGGGCCAGAGAGCCAGGCAGAGGGAGAGCAGUGCCCGAGGCUCCUUUCAUUUCUUAAGACCUUUUUGUCACUAAAGUAUUUGUCAGUUAGAUUGUCCUCUUCUGGGCUCUUGCUUUGAAAACCACUUUCUCCCUGCAGAGGUGCAGAUCCCUGAGGCUCUGCACUCAUCUAGUAAGGCCUUUCAGGUUCAGGACUCAGCAGCCACAGUGAGGCCUGGGCAGCAAGGGAGGAACCGAGUCGGUGGAGGGGACGGGACCUUUGACUUUCUUGCUGGUUUCUGAGGGCCAGGUGGGUGCCAGUCCUGUACAGAUCACCCGGUUCAGUGAAAUGCUUCUGAUGAUCUUCAGUUUCAUGUGUAUGGAUUCAAGUAUGUGGAUAUGAUCUGUCUAUACUAGAUGUUGUCAAUUUCUCUGAAGUGGUCAUGAGUAUUUUCCCCAAUCAAUACAACUAAUUGGGAUAUCUGACUCAUUUCUCUGCUUGGGAAAUAACUACAUAAUAAAAUCUGAUUGGUUUUUUAAAAGUA
Molecule: messenger RNA, 1728 nt
Organism: Oryctolagus cuniculus (rabbit)
Lineage: Eukaryota; Metazoa; Chordata; Mammalia; Lagomorpha; Leporidae
Gene: PGAM5
Product: PGAM family member 5, mitochondrial serine/threonine protein phosphatase
Biological process (GO): positive regulation of mitochondrial fission; peptidyl-threonine dephosphorylation
Cellular component (GO): mitochondrion
Molecular function (GO): protein serine/threonine phosphatase activity
Source: RefSeq, a predicted model, not a curated record